AUGGCCAACCUCCGCAUUGGCCUUGCCGAAAUGGAAAAUAAAGAGGCGCAGCUCGACGCCCAGAUCUCCCAGUUUCGUCAACAGCUCCGCCGGGUCCCACGCCAGGCCAUGUACGGUCAGGCCAGCCUGGACACCUCUCUGGCCGCUAUGGGCGAGAUCGAGGAACGCCUGGUCGAUGCCGAAGCUGUCCGGCGGCGCCUCCUCCAGAUCAAGGCCUCAGCUUCGCAGGAACUGGAGGCCCUGAUCGUGCUCAAGCAGGUGGAUGAGGCACGCACCAAGCUGGCCGGCCUGAAGCGGAGCGGCGCCACCGACGAUUCAACGCUGACGGAAAUCCGGCAGCUGGAGGAGUUCCUAGCCGUCCAGGGCAAGCGAGCCGAGCAGGCAAUCACGGCCGGGUACGAGAAAAGAAUCUAG
This is a messenger RNA of Geodia barretti, 414 nucleotides long. Lineage: Eukaryota; Metazoa; Porifera; Demospongiae; Tetractinellida; Geodiidae. The record is from the annotation of a GenBank genome assembly.